Closterium sp. NIES-67 is the source of this 682-nucleotide messenger RNA. NCBI's taxonomy places the organism in Eukaryota, Viridiplantae, Streptophyta, Zygnematophyceae, Desmidiales, Closteriaceae. The record is from the annotation of a GenBank genome assembly.
AUACUCGUCUGCUGUGUUCCCGCGACAUCCCUUCCUUCCAACCAAGCCCACAACUCUCUCGCGCCGUUGUGACCCUCCCUAGCGCAGAAUCCGGAGGAUUCUAUUAUUAGGUGGUUGUAGGAAAAGGACGCGCCGUAUUUCCGCCUGCGCGAGCAGUCCGCCUUAAAACGCGACUGAGAUCAUCGACCGUACUGAACAGGCUCACCCGUGCGCUGCAGAGUAGUAGGCGCUUGUGACGCGUAGUCCAGUCGCCGCUAGUCCGUCGCGGACUGGCCGCAUGGUGCAGCUGCAGAUCGAGUUUAGCGGAGGCCUGGAGCUGCUGUUCGGCGGAGAGAAGAAGCACAGCGUCGAUGUGACAGUGGCGGGGGAGGAUGACCAGCUGUCCAUGGCGCCACUGCUUGUGUGGAUGCGGGACAACAUGCUCAAAGAACGACCAGAGAUGUUCCUCAAGGGAGACACCGUGAGACCGGGCGUGCUGGUGCUAAUAAAUGACACAGACUGGGAGCUUACAGGCAACCUCGAGUCUACAGUAGAAGACGGCGAUAGAGUCACGUUUAUUUCCACACUACAUGGCGGCUAAGAUUUUAGAUAUUACCAUGUGUAAAAUAUUUCACCUGUAACUAGGGCGCUACGUUCCUGUACAGGGAGUGUUGCCUUGUUUGAGUCGAGCCUUCCACCCCUU